Messenger RNA from Maylandia zebra (zebra mbuna), 3472 nucleotides. It is a transcript of the gene tfdp1a, whose product is annotated as transcription factor Dp-1, a. Gene Ontology annotation, molecular function: DNA-binding transcription factor activity, RNA polymerase II-specific; RNA polymerase II transcription regulatory region sequence-specific DNA binding. The record is from RefSeq and is a predicted model, not a curated record. NCBI's taxonomy places the organism in Eukaryota, Metazoa, Chordata, Actinopteri, Cichliformes, Cichlidae. Gene Ontology annotation, cellular component: nucleus; transcription regulator complex. Gene Ontology annotation, biological process: regulation of transcription by RNA polymerase II; regulation of cell cycle.
ACUAUUUUGACCGCUUUGCUUUCGUCUCAUUCGUGCUGUCCAAUCAAGCUCCACUAAAGCGAGGCACCGCCAAGAUCAGAUUGUGAGAGACGCUGCUGUAGCAAGGCUAACGGAAAGUCGAUAGGAAAGGCUAGCGAGCGAUCUGUUAACCUGUAAGGUGCACCGGGGUCUGAAUAGUGACUGGCAGAAGAAAAGUCUUUUUAACCUAAAGCAUACCUCUUUUCGGUCCUUUGGGAUCAUGGCUAAAGAUGCUGGUCUAAUUGAAACCAAUGGAGAGCUAAAGGUUUUCAUCGAUCAGAAUCUGAGCCCUAGUAAAGGUGUCCUGUCCUUGGUUACUGUCCAGCCCACAGCUGCCCCUGUGGCCAAACAGCUACUACCCAAAACCCUUGGGCCAUCCAAUGUGAACGUCGCUACACACAUGCAAAAUGUGCCACACAUGGUGAUUGGAACACCCCAGAGGCCUACCGUAUCGAACACCAUUUUGGUAAACAGUCCACACACACCCAGUUCCCAGUUCCUCACACAGAGUCAACCAGCCGAUGCCUCUCCUUGGUCAUCAGGAAAACGUGGGAAGAAAGGGGAAAAGAAUGGGAAGGGCUUGAGGCAUUUUUCCAUGAAGGUGUGCGAGAAGGUGCAGAAGAAAGGAGUGACCACGUACAAUGAAGUGGCAGAUGAACUGGUGGCAGAAUUCAGCUCAUCAGACAACCACAUGUCACCGAAUGACUCACAUGUGUAUGACCAGAAGAACAUUCGGCGACGCGUUUAUGAUGCACUUAACGUGCUUAUGGCCAUGAACAUUAUUUCUAAAGAGAAAAAAGAAAUCAAGUGGAUUGGUCUACCCACCAACUCAGCGCAAGAGUGCCAAAACCUAGAGGUGGAGAGACAAAGGCGGCUGGAGAGGAUUAAGCAGAAACAAUCACAGCUUCAGGAGCUCAUACUGCAGCAAAUAGCUUUUAAGAACCUGGUUCAGAGGAAUAGGCAGACAGAGCAGCAGGCAAACCGACCUCCACCUCCCAACUCCAUCAUCCACCUUCCUUUCAUUAUUGUCAACACCAGCAAGAAAACUGUCAUUGACUGCAGCAUCUCCAAUGACAAGUUCGAGUAUUUGUUUAACUUCGACAGCAUGUUUGAGAUCCACGAUGACAUCGAGGUGCUAAAACGUAUGGGCAUGGCCUGCGGCUUGGAGGUGGGAAAGUGUUCUCCAGAGGAUCUGAAAAUCGCACGUAGCCUGGUGCCCAAAGCUCUAGAGCCUUAUGUUAUAGAAAUGGCCAAAGGUCCCAUCAGUAACGUCUACAUCACUGGAGGUUCCUCUGCUAAUGGAGCCCGUUACCCUGCAAACAGUGAUGGCUGCACUGAUGGCACCAUGGCGUCCAGUUCAAACGAUUCUCACUACAGCGGGUCUCGUGUGGAGACUCCAGUGUCUUACAUGGGGGAUGACGACGAUGAGGAUGAGUACGAUGAGAAUGACGAUGAAGACUAACCUCCCUACACCUCGCCACUCCAACAAGCACAGUCUUCAAAACCACCCUCACCGUGGGAAUUUAGUCCACUGUCGUGUGUGCUUUUUUUUUUCUUUUCUCCCCUCCGCCCUGUUUACCUGUAUUUCUGUCUGGCUUUCUCAGGGGUGUCGAUGAAAAUUAAAAGAACAGAGGUGUUUGCACCCACCUUUUUCUGCUCCUGAGUCACCUGCACCACAGCUCAGUGGGAGGUGUCGUCCAAGGGAACUGUAGUCUUUGUCCCUGCCACCUGAAGUCUUUGUCUAAUCCACUUCUUAAUAAGCCAUCCCACUAAAAAGCAACUCUAAGGCCUACUGCUGUUGGAGAAUGUAUAAUGUACCUGUUUGACUUAUAAUUUUUUUUCUGCAGUUGCAUAUGGCAGACAUGAUCAAAAUGUUCCAAGGUGGCCAAAGUGUCUGCUGUGAGAUGUGUUGUUAGUGCAACACCAUGGAUUCGGAAUGGCUUAACACAGAUGCCACUGCAUCACAGUAUGGGGCUCCAUCACAUCUCGUCAUGCUUUGUUUGUUUUGUUUUGGUUUUGUGUUCUGAGCAAUUUGAAAUGGUUUCCCGAUUGUUUUUGGGCUGGCUUCCUUCUGUUCCGUAGGCAGCUGCUUUCCUGAUCUUCUUUGCUAGUUUUAUUUGUAUUCCAGAGUUGAGGAAUUCUCCAUCACCGCCCUGUUAAUGCCUUGGUAGUGUUUACAAAAUAAUGGCAGCAGCGAGGUAAAGACUUUCAUAACCCAGGCUCCUAGGUAAAUAAGCUUUCUUUGUUAAUUACAUAUAUGAAUCCUACAACAAUUGUAGCUUAUAGUUUCCUUUAGAGGCCAGUGGUAAAGAUAGACCUACAAAAAUUAUUGAUGUAACAAUGUGUGGUUGUAUAGGUCUUUAUGUACACCCUUCAAAGAUCUCCCUUUUAAAACUGAGCAACACGUGUACUGACUCUUCCAAAUACCUUUUUCUGUAAUCUAAUAUAAGUUUGCAAAUUAAAUAUAGAUUGUUUUAAUAAGUUUGUAUCCACAAUUCAUGAUUUUUCUGGGGUUGGGGUAAGGUCGACUGUCUGUUGGGUUGGAAACAAAGUUUGCUUAAAUAGUAAUAUGAGAGGUGAGCAGAAGGCGCUAGAAACGUCUAGCUGGGUCGUUGUCUCAACCCUGUCUAUUAAAAGAACUGGGGAAGGAAACUAGCUCGGUUUUUAAAGAAGUUGACUGCUUGUCAAAAGAAAACCACAAGGGAUACACUGCUUGGAUGCCUAACACUUGGGAAAAGGAUGCCUGACAAUGAUUAUGCUGCUGCAGUGUGAUUGGUUCUUACAUUAUGCUAGUUUGCUUUCUGUCAGCAGUUUUUAAUUAGAUUUGGCCAAAAACUGUGGAUACACUGCAGAUACUGGAAUAUUGGGGGGGGGGAGCAUUUAUUUUAGCAUCUGUUAAUUCUCUGAUAAACCGGAUCCUGUGACUUGUUUAGAGCUGUUGAGUUCUUUUAAUUCAGAAAUCCUGGAAGACUAACAGUUUAUCUAAUUUUGGCUCUGGAAUCCACCAUAAAAAAUACAAAAUAACACACAGAUGUGGUUGGAGGGAGUUUGCUUAAAUUUAAUUAAACUGUAAAAUUACACCAAUUUUAUACAUGGGCCCCAAUGAAAUUAGACAACUUCCAAUAAAAUAAAGAAAAAUUACAAAUGACUGAAAUCUAUAAAACUAUGGAUAUUACAAAGAAUGAGUUUUGCCAUUUUUGAUGUCUUGCCCAACCUCCUUCGAUUGUUUGUUCGUGGGUUUUUCUACCUAAUUUGGUUGGUUUGGCAUUGUCAUUGCAUAACUUUCCACUUUACCUUUGUCCAAACACAUUUGGGUUGCUCUUGCAUUAACGUUUAAUUCACUGUUUUAAGCUUUGCUGCGUUUGGCUGAAGACAGUAAAGCUCUGUACGAUUCAGAAUUCAUCUUGCUGCUUCUGUGUUUUGUCACAUCAUCAAUAAACAGUCGUGAAACCAG